Molecule: messenger RNA, 837 nt
Organism: Trypanosoma theileri
Lineage: Eukaryota; Euglenozoa; Kinetoplastea; Trypanosomatida; Trypanosomatidae
Product: P28 protein
Exons: 1
Coding region: 1-837 (278 amino acids)
Cellular component (GO): cytoplasm
Molecular function (GO): aldehyde-lyase activity
Source: RefSeq, a predicted model, not a curated record
AUGUCUUUAAGUGGUGCUGAGUUCAAGGCUGAGCUGCGUGCUGGUAAGCCGAAGUUUGGAGUGUUCCUCAACUCCUCCAACCAUCUUCUUGCUGGACAGUUCAGCCACUCCGGCUACGACUGGCUGCUGAUUGAUACCCAACACGCCCCUGUGGAUGCAUUGACACUCAGUCGAAUGAUCGCCGCCAUUCGCACUGGCCCUGCGAAGAUAAUGGUGCGUGUGGGCAGCACGCAGGACCGGCCCGGCAUUCAAAACGCACUGGACGCCGGUGCCGACGGUGUGCUGAUCCCGUAUGUGAACAACGCCGAGGAGCUGCAGGAGGCGGUCACGUGCUGCUACUACCCAACUGCCGGCACACGCUCUGUGUACUUCCCACAGCAGUGCAUGAACGCAAAGGGCCUGCUGGGAUACGCUGGCGAGGCGAACAAGAAUGUGGUGGUGGCCUUUCAGGUGGAGACGGCUGACUGCAUUAAGAACAUGGAUGCCAUCAUGGCUGUGAAGGGUGUUGAUAUUGCAUUCCUGGGCCAGAACGAUCUUUGCAUGUCCAUGGGUCUGUACGAGAAGUAUGUGUUCCCUGAGAUGUACACAUCCCCUGAACUGAACGAGGCGACGGAGAAACUUAUUGCGGCGGCACGCAAGAAUAACGUGAUUCUGGGUCUGUUCCUGUUUGGUACGGACCGUGUGGGAGAGUUUCUGCAGAAGGGUUUCACGUUUAUCAGCAUUGGCAGUGAACUGCACCAUGCCCUAACACAGGCUGCGACGCACGUGAAGAGCCUUGAGGAGAUUGCCAGUGCUCAGGGUAAACCGUGGAAACACCAGCCAAGCAGCCUCGUGUAA